AUUUUCAAUAUUAUAAAUUUUUAAUUCUAUUUUUAAUUUGUUUCUUGUCUUCCUUUUCAAACAUUUGAAUGCUAACAAGACAAAGUUCCUCAGAGCAAAUGAAACUGCACCUUCCAACCUUUUCAACACAUUUCAUCAACCAUCAAACCUCAAACAUAUCGAACAAAAAACAGCUUCGUUAGAACCAAUUUUCCGUUGACCCCAUUAUUUAUAUUAUAGAAGGUGCACGAGAGAUAGAGAGAGAGAAGGUGAGGUGAUGGUGAUGAAGGAGAGAGAUGAAGAGCUUGCUUUGUUUCUUGAGAUGAGGAGGAGAGAGAAAGAGAAUGAGAAGAACAAUCUUCUUCUCUUUCAGAAUUCUGAUGAACUUGAUUUUUCCAAUUUGGAAUCCAAUCAUGAGAACUCUAUGGUUUCUGAUAUGGUUUCUUCAGUUCCACCAAAGAAGACAGUGGUUGAAGAGUUCUUGAAUUCAGAGAAUGACAAGUCUGAUUACGAAUGGCUUCUUACUCCGCCAGAUACACCACUUUUCCCUACUUUGGACAAGGAAUCACAGAUAUCAGUAAAGAGUGAAACGGAGACACGCAAUUCUCGUCCAACUGCUUUAAAACCAAGGGUAUCGAAUAUCCAAACAGAACCUACUUCAAGAAGCAAUGUAGUUUCUAAGAAUCAUGCAGCAAUGACAGGACUAAGUUCUUCCAUUAAUAGCAGUAAGAGAAUUUCAUCGUCACGAGGUCCAUCUCCAGCUACUUCAAGGUCUUCAACUCCAUCUGGAAGGCCAAUAUUACCGUCAAUAACCAAAUCGUCUAGGCCAUCUACGCCUACCUCCCGAGCCACGGUAGCUUCUACUAAGUCAACAGCUCCACCGGUGAGAACGUCAACUCCUACUAGAUCCGCUUCGAGGGCUUCAACGCCUACUUCAAAGCCUUCCGUGACAGCUCCUAAGACAUCUCAAAGAUCAAUAACUCCAAGUAUUCGAUCAUCAACUCCGUCAAGGGCAUUUGGAGUAUCUGCUCCUUCGGCUCGACCUUCGUCAGCAUCAAAAGCACGCCCUGUUGUUGUUGUGAAGAGUCCGGUGCAAUCACGUGGCAUCUCUCCAGCCGUAAAAUCUAGACCGUGGAAACCCCCACAAAUUGCUGGAUUUUCUAAUGAAGCUCCUCCGAAUUUGAAGACGUUGUUGCCAGAAAGGCCGGCUUCAGUCACUAGAAAUAGACCCGGAGUUCCAAAUUCGAGAUCAGCUUCUGUUGAGGUGACUAGCAAUGCAAAAUCUAGAAGAAAGUCAAUCACACCUUCGAAAGGACACCCUACAACCAGGCUUCCUCAUAAUAAUCAUAGCUCCAUGCAUGCUUUGAGUAGAGCUCGUUUCACCGAUGGUGAUGAAGAAAGUCCUGUUAUAAUCGGGACAAAAAUGGUCGAAAGAGUAGUAAACAUGAGAAAACUUGCACCACCAAAGCACGACGAUCCUUCUGCUAACAACAAUUCUUAUGGAAAAUCGUCUUCAUCUAGUAGCACUGGAUUCGGAAGCACACUUUCAAAGAAAUCUUUAGAUAUGGCAAUGAGGCAUAUGGACAUAAGGCGAAGCGUUCAUGGUAAUAUGCGGCCACACGUGACGAGCAUUCCAGCUGUGUCUACAUACAGUAUACGAUCAGGAAGUUCAUCAAAGAGCGGGACAGUUAGUUUUUCUGAUUCGCCACAUGCGACAAGCAGCACGGCUAGCUCGGAACCGAGUGUAAAUAAUAGCUCCAUAUCUUAUGGAAGUGAGAUUGAAGAAAGUGAUUUUUAGAAGAUGGUUUAUUGAAUCAUCAGCACUCAUAUGAUUGUCAAGGCAUGGCUUUUGCCUUUUUUAUUUGUAUGUGGUGGAACUGUUUUCCAUGUGAAUGUGCUAAUGGUAGAAAGUUUGCAACAUUGUCUACAAGUGUUGUGGUAAAAUGGGAUGAACUUUGUUGUAGGAAACUAUAUAGGUGUAAGUUUGUUUGUGGUACAAGAAUCAUUGUGCUGAACAUUUUGAAUUAUCAAUUGAUGAGUUUGUUCAAUUGUUACUUGAUAAAUUUGCGUUGAAGGUUCACUAUUUUGCUUUUGAUAAA
Messenger RNA from Vicia villosa (hairy vetch), 2078 nucleotides. RefSeq lists its product as uncharacterized. Gene Ontology annotation, biological process: cortical microtubule organization. NCBI's taxonomy places the organism in Eukaryota, Viridiplantae, Streptophyta, Magnoliopsida, Fabales, Fabaceae. The transcript is spliced from 6 exons. Bases 257 to 1777 code for a protein of 506 amino acids. Gene Ontology annotation, cellular component: cortical microtubule. The record is from RefSeq and is a predicted model, not a curated record.